UGACGUAAAUGUCUCAACAGCCCACUUCUUCUUUUAAAUUUAUAAAUAACCACAUUAUUUAGGUAACAGUAAUACACUGCCCCUCGUCUACACUAAAAAAAAGUUCUGCUCAGAAGAGCUUAGGUUGAGCACAGAUCAAGGGUCUUACCACCUGCCGGUCCCGCUCGAGCCACGAGAUUACUUUAUUUGCUUUGGCGUGACAUCAUGGCCCACAUGCUUCGUGAGAAGUUGAAGGGCUCGAGGUCGAACUAUUGACUAUUGGCAACUUCCAGUGCCGACCUCGCUCGGCUAACCCCGUCGUCCCUGAAACUUCGACUCAACAUUGGUCUCUCUCUUUUUAAAGAGCCCUCUCCCGGGUCUGCUGCGGUCUGUGACACUCUCUUCUGCGUGGGAUGGAGUAGCUCAACAAAAUACCAGCACCUUCCCAACCAACCGCGACACGUCGCCGACGACCAUGCUUCCCUUUAUCAAUGCCCCGUUUGAAUAUGCCGGGAGCAAGCUCGGCGCGGGCCCAGACGAGCUCAAGCUUGUCUUCUCAUUCAUUCUCUCCUACCCGUUAGCCGGAGUCCUGAAACGGAUCCCCGAUAGAAGUCCCCAGCAGAAAAACAUUUUCAUAAUCAGCGUUGCCCUAUUCUACCUCGUCGGCCUCUUCGACCUAUGGGGCGGGCUGCGCACCAUCGCCAUCUCGGCGGGCGGGGCCUACACCAUCGCCAAGUCCCUCCGUGGCUCGCCAUACAUGCCAUGGGUUGGCUUCGUCUUCCUGAUGGGCCACAUGAGCGUCAACCACAUCGCACGCCAGGCCGCCGACAAUCCUAGCGUGGUUGACAUCACGGGCGCGCAGAUGGUGAUGGUUAUGAAACUCAGCGCCUUCUGCUGGAACGUGGCCGACGGCGUACUGCCCGAGGACCAGCUCUCCGAUUACCAGAGAGACCGCAGGCUGGCUGAGCUGCCGGGCCUGCUCGACUACGCCGGCUACGUCUUCUUCUUCCCUAGCUUGCUCGUCGGACCGGCCUUUGACUAUGUCGACUACCGGAGAUGGCUGGACACGACAAUGUUCACAGUCCCUGCACAAGUAGACCCGACCAAGAAGCCGCCGACGCGGCGGAAGCGCAAGAUCCCUCGUAGCGCGACGCCCGCCAUGUGGAAGUUGGCCGGCGGCCUGGCCUGGAUUGUGCUCUUCCUCAACCUGUCGGGCAUGUACGGCACGGAUGCCGUAACGGGGCCGACAUACAUGGACCACGGCCUCCUCCACCGCCUCUUCAUCCUGCACAUGGUGGGGUUUACGGCACGCUGCAAGUACUAUGGCGUGUGGACGAUGACGGAGGGCUCGUGCAUCCUGGCCGGGCUGGGCUACAACGGCGUAGAUCCCAUCACGGGGAAGGUGUCCUGGGACAGGCUGCAGAACAUCUCGCCCUGGGGCGUGGAGACGGCACAGAACUCGCGGGCAUACCUCGGGAACUGGAACAUCAACACGAACAAGUGGCUGCGCAACUACAUCUACCUGCGAGUCACCCCUCGCGGCAAGAAGCCCGGCUUUAGAGCUAGCCUGGCUACGUUUGCAACUAGCGCCUUCUGGCAUGGUUUCUACCCGGGAUACUACUUAUCGUUCAUGAUGGGGAGCUUCAUUCAGACUGUGGCGAAGAGUAAGUUCCACCCCCCCUUUCCUCACCUUGCUUCUGUUUUGGUUUUCUUCUCCUUUCCCUUGUAUAUUGCCCCUAUCUUGUGUGUCCCACCACCUCAAGCCAGAGCAGUCUCCACCUCCAUCAUCCCCCACCUCCACCUCGGGAUGACCCACGGCUAACCAGCGCCUCGCCCAGACUUCCGCCGAUACCUCCGCCCCUUCUUCCUCGAACCAGCCACGCAGGCCCCGCUCCCGCGCAAGCGCUACUACGACCUCUUCUCCCUCCUCGCCACGCAGCUGGCCUUCUCCUUCGCCACGGCGCCCUUCCUCGUCCUCGACCUCGGCGACUCCCUCCUCGUCUGGUCGCGCGUCUACUUCUACGCCGCCGCC
This is a messenger RNA of Phialemonium atrogriseum, 2011 nucleotides long. Its product is annotated as MBOAT, membrane-bound O-acyltransferase family-domain-containing protein. The record is from RefSeq and is a predicted model, not a curated record. Gene Ontology annotation, molecular function: 1-acylglycerophosphocholine O-acyltransferase activity; 1-acylglycerol-3-phosphate O-acyltransferase activity. Gene Ontology annotation, biological process: glycerophospholipid biosynthetic process; lipid modification. The coding region runs from base 455 to 1801 and encodes 448 amino acids. The transcript is spliced from 4 exons. Gene Ontology annotation, cellular component: endoplasmic reticulum; membrane. NCBI's taxonomy places the organism in Eukaryota, Fungi, Ascomycota, Sordariomycetes, Cephalothecales, Cephalothecaceae.